UGAGGAGGGUUGUAAAGAGGGAAGGCCGCUACAGUUAUUGAGUAAGUAACAUAUGCCGAUGUUCUCAAAGUUCUCUCUCAAGUGAAUGAGAGAAGAACAUGCCAACCAGUGCUGUGCUUAAAGUACAAGGAAUGCGGCGCCACACCGGCGCAAGGUAACAACAUGGCUCAGUUAAAACUUUCAUCGAUUUCUUCAAGAUAUUCUUAAUUAGGAUCCUUUGCAAUAAACUGGAUAUCUUUUUGAAAAGAUAUCCAGUUCUAUGGUUCUUCUAGAUAACAGCUCGCCUCUAACCUCAAAAGCUGUUUCUAACAAUAUGUUUUCCUCAGUGUAAACAAUCUCUUCUAAGAUGGCAUGCCCAAAGCCAACCAUGGAAUUUUAUUUUAAUGAAAGUCGGGAAUCGACAACAGACGACAAUUUUUCACUGUCAUCUACACCAAAACCUCAACUGGACUAUAGAGGUUCACUUUAUAAGUCUAAAUUCGAUACCUUAUCGUCCUAUGGGGGCCGAGCAUCUCCUGGACAUGAUCUAGGUUAUCAUACACUUUUAACUAGAGAUAGUAUCACUCCGACUCCAACACACACUCCGACUGCACCACGCAGGACGUUUGACAGUCUGAGUUGCUCCUCUUUUCGAUGGAGUGAUGCUAAUUCAUCUAUGUGUAACACGUCACCUUAUCCAAGAACAUCAGAUGUUAUAUCACCUCAUCGCAGUCAUGCCGCAUCAUCUGUGCCACCUUCAUCAAGAUCAACCAACCUAAAUGUUCUAAAUACAAACUCUCUACUAACAACUUUUAAAGGAAAAAAAUCGCACAAAACUUCACAGUUCGACCGAUUACCAGACGAUCUCAUCAUCAAAAUAUUUUCAUUUUUAUCCAGUAACUAUUUGUGUGUUUGUGCCAGGGUAUGCAGGCGAUGGUAUUUUCUUGCUUGGGAACCUCAACUAUGGACUUCCGUGUGUUUAAGUAGUGAAAGAAUCCAUGUGGAUCGAGGAUUAAAGACAUUAUUUCGACUUUUAUGUCGGGAUUCUCCAACUGUGUGUUUAGCUGUUGAAAGGAUAUCUUUAAAUGGUUGUUGUAAAUUAACGGACAAAGGUAUGUUUACAAUCUCAAAGAAAUGUCCAGAACUGAAAUCUCUUGAAGUUAAGGGCUGUGCUUUCAUUUCAAAUGUUGGAGUAUCGGAAGUUAUCACAAGGUGUGUCAACUUAAACAGGCUUGAUCUAACAGGAUGUCAACUCGUUACUACUCUUCAGCCGAGAUUGGUUUCAUCCGAUAGAUCUGAUUCAGCUUUAGAUCAUCUUUCAAAUGAUUCCCAUCAUCUGCCACCUCAAGUUAUUCAUCACAGACAGCUUUAUCUUCAGUUCCUGGAUCUUACUGACUGCCACAGUCUGGAUGAUUUCGGUUUAAAAACCGUAGCCCGAAAUUCUCCACAAAUUUCUCAUCUCUAUCUUAGACGAUGCGUUCAAAUAACUGAUUGUGGAGUCAAAGCAAUAUCCAGUUUUUGCAUGAUGCUAAAAGAGCUUAGCAUCAGUGACUGCAUCUUAGUAACAGAUUUUGGAAUGUACGAACUUGCCAAACUUGGCUCUAAUUUGAGGUACCUAAGUGUUGCUAAAUGCGAUCAAAUCUCUGAUGCUGGCAUCAAGCAAAUCGCUCGUCAUUGCUACAAGCUGAGAUAUCUUAAUGUUCGAGGUUGCGAAGCAGUGUCUGACCAUAGCAUGGAAAUCCUAUCCAGAAGUUGUUCUAGGCUCAGAGCUCUAGAUAUUGGUAAAUGUGAUGUAACAGAUAAUGGUCUUCGUCUAUUGUCAGAACAUUGCCCAAACUUGAAAAAACUUAGCGUUAAAUCUUGUGAUAUGAUUACAGAUGAAGGAAUACGAGCAAUAACUUUUUAUUGCCGAGGACUUCAGCAACUGAAUAUUCAAGAUUGCAAUAUUACUGUAGAUGGUUAUAGGACAGUUAAAAAAUUCUGUAAAAGAUGUAUCAUUGAACACACUAAUCCUGGUUUCUUUUAGAAUCUAUUCAUAUAUUUUUGUGAAAUGAUUAUCAUUAUUAGAGGUACCACGCAAAAAUUCUCUUGAAAUUGUUACACCAAAUUUUAUGUUACAAUGAAAAAUUUAUAAAACAUUUUUUGUA
This is a messenger RNA of Parasteatoda tepidariorum (common house spider), 2126 nucleotides long. Its product is annotated as F-box and leucine-rich repeat protein 7. Lineage: Eukaryota; Metazoa; Arthropoda; Arachnida; Araneae; Theridiidae. The record is from RefSeq and is a predicted model, not a curated record. Gene Ontology annotation, molecular function: protein binding. Gene Ontology annotation, cellular component: SCF ubiquitin ligase complex. Gene Ontology annotation, biological process: SCF-dependent proteasomal ubiquitin-dependent protein catabolic process.